This is a messenger RNA of Pseudovirgaria hyperparasitica, 180 nucleotides long. RefSeq lists its product as uncharacterized. NCBI's taxonomy places the organism in Eukaryota, Fungi, Ascomycota, Dothideomycetes, Acrospermales, Acrospermaceae. Gene Ontology annotation, cellular component: chromatin. The transcript has a single exon. The record is from RefSeq and is a predicted model, not a curated record. Gene Ontology annotation, biological process: regulation of transcription by RNA polymerase II. The annotation marks the transcript as partial. Gene Ontology annotation, molecular function: DNA-binding transcription factor activity, RNA polymerase II-specific; RNA polymerase II cis-regulatory region sequence-specific DNA binding.
UGUUCCCGGACCUUUAAGAGGAUCGAGCACUUGCGACGCCACAUGAGAACCCACACGUUGGAGCAACCCUUUGCUUGUGAAUUCCCAACGGAGAAGCUCGAGGACGGAGUGGUCCAGCUGGAAAGAUGCAGCAAACAAUUCCAGCGCAAUGAUAACUGCGUUGCUCAUUUCAAGACACAU